This is a messenger RNA of Phoenix dactylifera (date palm), 2187 nucleotides long. The record is from RefSeq and is a predicted model, not a curated record. NCBI's taxonomy places the organism in Eukaryota, Viridiplantae, Streptophyta, Magnoliopsida, Arecales, Arecaceae.
AUUUGUCGCCCUCGGGUUUAUGCGAACCCGCGCCGCGUGGCGGCUCGUGUCCCCCGCUGCGAUUCCUUGGGUUCUCGCACCGAGGGGAACUCUAGAGUCUAAGCGCGGGGGUUCUCGCGCAUGGAACUCUGAGCCUCGGGUUCUCGCACAUAGAACUCUGAGCCUCGGGUUCUCGCACGAGGAUCAACGCCCUCACCUCGCCCAGCAAGCAAUAUUACACUUUCGGAUAUAUUAGGUUGCCUUGCGGCGUUCUCGGCGUACUGAAACCAUGGCGUCCACCGAGCCGGAAUCCUCCCAAACGCCUCCUUCCGCCGGCGAGAACGGCUCCGAGCCGGCGAAUCUCAGCAAGAAGCAGGCGAAGAAGGAGGCCCAGAAGGCCGAGAGGCUCCGCAAGCAGCAAGAGGCCGCGGCCGCCGCCGCCGCCUCCGUGGAGUCCGCAGAAGCCGACCCCUUCUCCGGGAACUACGGCGACGUCCCGACGGAGGAGAUCCAGUCGAAGGCGAUCAGCGGUCGCCGGUGGACGGAGAUCGGGUCUUUGGACGCCGAGCUGGCUGACCGUACAGUCCUGAUCCGGGGCGCCGCCCAGGCAAUCAGGCCGGUCAGCAAGAAGAUGGUGUUUCUGGUGGUGAGGCACUCCGUGAGCACGGUUCAGUGCGUGCUGGUUGUCAACAAGGAGUGCGUGAGCCCUCAGAUGGUCAAGUUCGCCACGGGUCUCAGCAAGGAGUCCAUCGUCGACGUCGAAGGGGUCGUCUCCAUUCCCAAGGAACCCAUCAAGGGCACCACCCAGCAGGUGGAAGUUCAAGUGAGGAAGCUUUUCUGUGUCAAUAGAGCUGUGCAGAAUUUGCCUAUCAAUAUUGAGGAUGCAGCACGAAGUGAGAUGGAAUUUGAAAAAGCUGAACAGACUGGAGAGCAGCUUGUUCGUGUUGGCCAGGACACUCGCUUGAAUUAUAGAGUUCUCGACGUGCGCACUCCUGCAAACCAAGCAACUUUCCGUAUUCAAUGUCAUGUUGAAGAUAUGUUUAGACGUUUUCUGCUGUCCGAGGGAUUUGUGGGGAUCCAUACUCCCAAGCUUGUACCUGGAUCAAGCGAAGGUGGUGCAGCUGUAUUUAAACUGGACUACAAGGGUCAACCUGCCUGCUUGGCACAAUCACCUCAGCUUUAUAAGCAAAUGGCAAUAUGUGGCGGUUUUGGACGUGUAUUCGAAGUUGGUUCUGUAUUCAGAGCAGAAGACUCCUUUACGCAUAGGCAUUUGUGUGAGUUUGUCGGCCUUGAUGUUGAAAUGGAGAUCAAGGAACAUUAUUUUGAGGUUUGUGAUAUUGUGGACCGUUUGUUUGUUGCAAUGUUUGACUAUUUGAAUGAGAACUGCAAGAAGGAAUUGGAUGCAAUCAACAAACAAUAUCCCUUUGAACCUUUGAAGUACUUGCGGAAGACCUUGCGACUCACUUUUCUGGAGGGUGUCCAAAUGCUUAAGGAAGCUGGAAUAGAAGUUGAUCCUUUUGGGGAUUUAAAUACAGAGGCGGAGAAAAAAUUGGGUCAGCUUGUUCGUGAGAAAUAUGACACUGAAUUUUAUAUUCUUUAUCGGUAUCCUUUGGCUGUGAGACCAUUCUACACCAUGCCCUGUUAUGAUGAUCUGGCAUAUAGUAAUUCAUUUGAUGUCUUCAUUCGAGGCGAGGAGAUAAUUUCAGGGGCUCAGAGAAUACACUUACCUGAGUUAUUGACGAAACGUGCAGAGGCAUGUGGCAUUGAUGUUAAGACUAUAUCAACAUAUAUUGACUCUUUCCGGUAUGGUGCACCUCCACAUGGUGGGUUUGGUGUGGGCCUGGAGCGAGUGGUUAUGCUUUUCUGUGCUCUCAACAACAUACGCAAAACAUCACUUUUCCCUCGUGAUCCACAGCGGCUUGUUCCGUGACAAAGUUUUGUUCCUCAAUGACUCCACUUUAAUAAAGUGUUACUAUUGGUUAUGUGGAGAUGAUGCGAGAUCUCUCAGGCUAUUUGACAUAUCCAACAAAUGGAAUACAUUCUGUUGACAUCUAUAUAAACUGAAUUGAAAGGAUUACAUUUUGGUCAGAAGGUCACCCGGCCUUUAUUUCCUUGUGCACCUGUUGAAGGGGAUUUUUGCUUUGUUAUUGCUUCGGAUGGACUUUCUAUAGCAACACAAAAUUAAUCCAUGGUGUUCUUUUUUUUUUC